AUUUGGACUAAGUUCCUUCCUUUCAUAUUCCGCGACACUGAAAGGAACAAAAGGCGGAGAAGGGCCAGGUAAAUGUAACUUUUAAUGAACUGCACGUGCGCUUGUCCACUGCUGUUUUAAAGAAAACGUGAGAAAUUAGCAUUUGCAUAGUCGGUGGCCCUUUCUGAAUGAAACCACCAGGUAAUUUGCGUGCGAAGAAUCUCAAGUGCAGGUACGAGGUGUGACCGCAGGACGGAAGAGAUGUGCUCCAGCAGGGGUGUGUGUGGGGGGGAGGACCGGGCGUCGCCCAGCUCUGGGUCGGUCAGCAGUUCCGGGUCGCAGUACGCCCUGUGCGCGCUGGGCGUGGGGCUGAUUGCCCUGGGCAUAGUGAUGAUCGUGUGGAGCGUGGUUCCCGCCGAGGCCGCGGGGAACAGCAGCAGCGGCGGCGGCGGCGGCACGGGGUCCGGGAGCAGCGAAUCGGAUCUGGACACCCGGGGGAAGACGUCGUCGGUGGCGUUCGUCCUGGUGGGGGCAGGCGUGGCCAUGCUGCUCCUGGCCAUCUGCCUGAGCGUGAGGAACAAGCGGCGGCAGCCUCAGCGCCAGGCGCAGGGAGCGGACAGCGUGUACCGGGCGCCCGGGGAGCAGGGCGAAACGGAAGCGGACCCUCUCCCCAGGUAUGAUGUCCCCAGCUAUGAGGAGGCGGUGGGGAGCGGGCAGUACCCAGUUCGCCAGAGCAACCUGCGGAACAGCACCUCCCAGCUCCCGUCCUACGAGGACCUGCUCCAGGCUGUAGAGAACGAGGGGAGGGAGCCAGCAGCCGGCACAGGGCAGGACCCGUCGCAGCCUGCCCCCGCCGCGGAGGCCCCUCAGCCCGCCCCCGAGCCCCAGGCGGCUCCGCCCGCCCCCGAGCCCCAGGCGGCCCCGCCCGCCCGCCACAGCACCCGCUCGAGCCGGCUCCUUCGCCCCCUCAAAGUGCGCCGGAUCAAAUCCGACAAGCUGCACCUCAAGGACUUCCGCCUGAACCUCCGCAACCCCGCGCAGGCCGGCCGGGUCACCAUCGAGCCUCUCACCCCCCCGCCGCAGUACGAGGACAAGGUGCCCGAGUUCGGAGAUCGCCCCUCGCAGGCGGAGGCAUGACACUGCCCGAAUUUCAGAGGAAGGUUCCUGUGUGGAAGAAACAGUCCGGCUUGCUGUCGGUGAUGUUGGUGAUGUCACUGAAGAGUCUGGCGCCUGUGGCCACAGUGCCGAGCCUUGCGUGUUCACGGCUCGGGGCGGAGCAGGGGUGAGGCACUCUUAGAUACUUUUUUUUUUUUUUUUUUUUUUUGUAGGUCCGACAUCGAGGGAUAGUCUUUGAAAACUGUGCGGUGACCAGGGAAUUGGGAAUUGGAUGCGUGAAGAGGUGCCACAGUCCUUUAUCAACCUAAUUUCUGCAGCUGUGAUGGAGUCCUACUGGUUGUAGUAACGCGAUCAGUGUUGUUCCCUAAUAUAAUAUAUUUAUAACCCUAACAAAAAAGAUUGCCAUUGCUACUACCACAUACUGUUAUGGUAAUGUGGUUUGGUCCAGUUUCUCUGUGAACUGCAGAACACAGGCCUGUGCAUGUAGAUUUGUAAAAUAGAUUGAUUCAAAAAAAAAUAAUUAAACGAGUAUCGAUUGGGUUGUGCUUUUUAAAUGUAAUUCAACCUUUUUUUAUACAAAUGAUUUAUUACUUGCCCCUUUUCUACGACAGGAAUCCUCACUUGAGGACUUAUUUUUAAUUAAACAAUAAAAGAAGUUCAUAAAGGUGUUCUGUGGUUUUGUAACCAAUUCUACAGGAAUCCAAUAAUUAAUUUUCCAGUCCAACAGAGAGAUGUGUAAAUACCUCGUUAUGCAUGCUGAAGCCUGGGAGAAGAAGGGGGCAAUACUGAAGGUCUUACAGUCCAUUUCAACAGCCGUUAUACUAAAUAAAGGCCUCCCUAAAUGUCCAGGAUGGGAUGGUUCACUCUGGGGUUUGUUGGGAUACUAGUUCCGUUUUGGUGUAUUUUUUUGAUUGGAAUUGUUUUCAGAAACUUCUCUAAAUAUCUAAUUUUCCUCAUGCAUAAAAUCUGUCUGGGUCAAUCAAAAACUUACUCUGAAAUGGACAUAUCAAAAAAAAGAACCCAGAAAAGGAACCUUCUCUUUAAACAUGCUCUUAGGGCUGAUAUUGAGUUUGUUAAAGCGUGUAUUUGUUUGGGUGUAUAUUGAGUUUAUGUUAAGCCGUAUAGCCUUGACAUUGCUAGUCCAAGCCUAGGCUCUGUCAUUCACCAACUGUGGCUUGGUGAUCGCCAUCUUGCACAGCAGGAGCAUGUUACCACAGGAAAUUUCACAAAAUGGGGGGAGGAGGUCAAAAGGACAUGUGACUGCAUGUAUUCUGAAAUCAUUUUGUCAAUUCACUUGUAAGUGAAUGGACAUGGAAGUGUACGGUGGCAUUUCCUACAUUGGAGGGAGUGGAAACUGGAAAAGGGGGGCAGGGGUUGCUGUCUCUGAGAUUUGUGUGCACCUUUUGUUUGGAGAUCCUUCUUACCCUCUGCACUAAUUCAAAACUAUUCUUUUGUUACCUUUGUAAUAUUAUGAAUAAUAUUUUUUAUAGUUUUAAUUCCACAGACCUGUUAACAAAAUAACUUUGAACUUUGAGUUUCCCGAUUUAGAAUCAACUCUUAACUACACUACAAUCUAACUUAUCUCAUCCACUACAAUUUAACCACAGAAUUUUAGCCACAGUGGAUCUCCUCUUUCAGUCAUGGGGUCUGUGGGUUAGUUUCUGUAGUCAGGGGCUACACUCUGUGCCUGUUGCCCAUGCCUUCCCAAAUUCAGCUAAUUCAUGGAUUUUCUUAAAAAUUGGUGGUUGGUUGACGGAGGAGUCAUCAAAACACAGUUCCAAGUGCAGUCUUCAGUUAAACUGUUUAAAAAAGCAAAAUGGUAAUGAGCCAAACCUGAGGCAAACCCUUAGUUAACAUUAAAACAAAGGUAAAAAAAAAGCAGUGAAGCGUGUACAUUAUUUGUAAACUCUAUAUUACCAUAACUAGCCUCACUGCACAAUUGGUUGGUGCAAAAGACAGCAUUCACAGUGGUCCCAGGACCAAGUUUUGGAAGCGGUACCUUGGUUCAUGUCUUCUGAAGCCAGUUCCUAUUGUCGGUGCCCUCUCAGGUUCUGUGUGGGUUCAGCAGAAACUUCAAAGUAUAAAAUUAACCUGCUACUGAAUUUUGAACUGUCCUCUUGUAACUUUUUACUUGUAGAGAGAUGUGGGCUUGAUUUUUAUUUAUUUUUAUUUUUUCAGUAAUGCGUGGAUAUGUUUCCUUGGGAGCAAAAAAUGUGAACUGUCUGAAAUGAUUUCUUUUUUUUGGGGGGGGGGCUUUCAAACUGUACAUUUGAGUAAAUAUUUAGUUUUUUCUGUCUGGAAGAAUGCCCUGCUGAAUAUUUUGGGGCUUGGCAAGCCCGUAACGAAUGAACAGACAUAUUAACGGAGUAAUUUCAGUGUGAGCCGGCUGAUGUAAUGUCUGAUCUACUGUAACCCCCUGGAGCUGUACAUUAGCUCUAAGGACAGGGAGGGGGCUGUGUGUUGUAGUAUUUUAAAAUGCAGAUCCAUUUUUUCUGUCUAUUUAUUUAUUUUUAAAAAUCCAUAAGCUGUUUACUUUCAAUCAUAAUUUGUGGGUGAAUUAAAACAUUUCUCUUCAUCA
Molecule: messenger RNA, 3673 nt
Organism: Anguilla anguilla (European eel)
Lineage: Eukaryota; Metazoa; Chordata; Actinopteri; Anguilliformes; Anguillidae
Gene: tmem51b
Product: transmembrane protein 51b
Exons: 3
Coding region: 241-1116 (291 amino acids)
Source: RefSeq, a predicted model, not a curated record